Molecule: messenger RNA, 528 nt
Organism: Pleurotus ostreatus (oyster mushroom)
Lineage: Eukaryota; Fungi; Basidiomycota; Agaricomycetes; Agaricales; Pleurotaceae
Exons: 2
Coding region: 1-528 (175 amino acids)
Source: RefSeq, a predicted model, not a curated record
AUGGCCAGUGUUGCUCCCUCAUACAUCAGCUACUGUCUCCUCGUUCACAAGAUGCGCACAAUGAUCUUGACUGUAGUUUUUGCCUGCGCUAUGUCCGCUGCUGCACUUCCAACGCCGGAGGGCACUGCCCCUCCCUCACUGCCCCCCGGCUUCACUCUCCCGCCGGAGAUGGUUGCGAAGAUCAAUGCCGGACUACCACCAGUUCCCAAACCCAAGCCCCCCGCGCCCCCUCCGCUGCCCCCCGGCUUCACUCUCCCGCCGAAGAUAGUUGCGCAAAUCAAUGCCGGACUACCACCAGUUCCCAAACCCAAGCCCCCCGCUCCCCCUCCGCUGCCCCCAGGCUUCACUCUCCCGCCGAAGAUAGUUGCGCAAAUCAAUGCCGGACUACCUCCGGCACCCAAACCCAAGCCCCCCGCGCCCCCUUCGCUGCCCCCAGGCUUCACUCUCUCGCCAGAGAUGGUUGCGAAGAUCAAUGCCGGACUACCGCAGCCAAAGAAAGCGAAGACGCCCGCGGACAAGAAAAACUAG